UCUUUGAGGAUAACUCGACGGAUCACACGGUCACUGCUUCCUUCGCUUGGACUGACGUGGCGGCCUUCUGUGAGCUGACUUGGAAGGUCGAUUAUGGACAUUCCUUGACAGGCAGACUGCCUCAACGUCCGUCUGUCGUAGGCUGCUGCUACUGAUUUUACGCUCCCUUACCGUGUCUGCAAGAAAUGGCCGUCGCUGCGGGUCGUGUCUCGUGUUCGUGGAUUACCGAGACGCGAACACUGAGCAAUUGCCAGAGCUCAGCGUACGGGAGUCGAUUAUCCAAUGUCAGUUGCAUCCGCCUGAUCAGGUCCAGACGCUCUAGCAUCGCUGUGGGCCUCAGCAUUCGAAGUGAGGCGGAGGCCAGAACGGAGAGCGGGAGCAGCGCGGAGCAAGACCGAGGCGACAAGAAGAAGGUGGUGGUGGUCGGAGCAGGAUGGGCAGGUCUCGGUGCUGCACAUCAUCUCUCCAAGCAGGGUCUGGAUGUGACACUCUUAGAAGCUGGCCCCCAACCAGGAGGACUUGUAGCAGGAUGGAAAACUCCGGCUGGACGCUCGGUGGAGGUCGGCAUUCACGGAUUUUGGUACCCGUACAAGAACAUAUUCGCUUUAGUGGAUGAACUUGGACUGCGACCUUUUACCGAUUGGACUCGCUCGGCUCAGUACUCUCCAGCUGGACUCGAGGUAGAGUCUCCUAUCUUUCAGGACCUUCCUCGACUUCCAAGUCCACUGGGGACAUUCGUCUAUACCCAGUUUCUGCGCUUACCGUUGCUCGACCGAUUGACAGCUCUUCCUCUCAUGUAUUCAGUUAUCGACUUCGACAACAGCGACGCAGCAUGGAGAAAAUACGAUACUCGAACGGCCCGGGAGCUAUUUCGUGAGUCUGGAUGCUCAGAGCGUGUGUAUAACGACGCCUUCAAUCCCAUGCUCCUCGUAGGGUUGUUUGCCUCCGGAGAGCAGUGCAGUGCUGCAGCCACGAUCGGUAUGCUCUACUACUUCAUCAUUGCUCAUCAGGCGGAUUUCGACGUAGUAUGGUGUAGGGGUACGGUUGGGGAGAAAAUCUUCAAACCAUGGAUUGCUGCUAUGCAAAACAACGGUUGCAAAUUUCUGUCCAGCAAAAGAGUCACCGAUGUCACACUGGACGAAGCAACUGGAGACGUGACAGGUGUGGCGUGUGGAGAAGAAAUUUUCGACGCCGAUGCUGUAAUUUUCUCCGUCGGUAUCAAUGCCCUCCAAAAAAUCGUUGGCAACAGUACUGUGUUGAAGAGUAGAGAAGAAUUUGUCAACACUGCGAAUCUAGGAGCAAUUGAUGUAUUAGCUGUCCGACUCUGGCUCGACAGAAAGGUCAAGAUUCCAAAGCCCAGCAAUGCCUGCUUCGGGUUUGAUACAACAACCGGAUGGACUUUUUUCGAUCUCAACUAUUUGCAUGACGAGUACAGAGACGAGCCUGGAACUGUUGUUGAAGCAGAUUUCUAUCAUGCCAACCAGUUCUUGCCAUUGAGCGACGAGCAGAUUGUCGUGAAAGUUCAAAACUACCUCAAGCAGUGCAUUCCAGAAUUUGGAAAGGUCAAGGUCGUGGAUCAAGCUGUUGUCCGAUUCCAAAAGGCGGUCACUCAUUUCUCUCCAGGUUCCUACCAGUAUAUGAUGGAUGGAGAAACAAGUUUUCCUAAUGUUUUCAUGGCUGGUGACUGGAUCAAAACUCGGCAUGGCUCCUGGUCUCAGGAGAAGGCUUUUGUCACGGGACUUGAAGCCGCCAACAACGCAUUGUAUUACCUGAACACGGGUAGUCCUGCUCCCAUCAUCCCCAUAGAACCUGAUGAACCUCAUGUGCAGGAACUCCGACGCUUGAACAAUGCGGCCAAAGACUUACUUGCACCAUUGGGGAUAUUCUCCAAUGUUCUGUAGAUCCUGAAGAUACUCGAAGAACGCGACAUCCCAUCCCAUCCUGAAGUGGCCACACUAUAUGGAAAUUAGCAGAUAGCCGUAGUAGGAUCAAAGUGCCGAGAUGAUCGUUCGGUGAGUUUCGCUCCAUCAAGAGCUCGUCGAACUCACCUUUGCGUGAAAUAGACUACUGACACACUCUCAAGCCACCAUGGUGGUAGACUGGGUAGAAGUGAUCCAAAAAAAGAUUAAAGGCCAGAGAAUUGACUGCAGUUAUGGGAACAAAUUUUUAAUGCCCGAGGUUGAAACGAAUCGAGCUGUUCAAGCUCUUUGACUUGGGCUUCUUCAGGUGAGAAUAUAGUUUGCAGAGUCUUGAGUUUAUCCUCCUUGUUUUGUACGAGGGAGAUUCCUGCCUCAGAAGCCUAAAUUUUACUCAAGAGCUUCUCCCACUCGACAAAUAUCGGAAAUUAUACCAAAGGAGUUGAUGUACUAACAUAAUAUAUAUGAAUCAAUCCAGAAGUAACUCCCACCGAACAAAUACAUCUCAUAACUUGUAUUCUUAGAAAACUUAUAUGUCAUAAU
Molecule: messenger RNA, 2459 nt
Organism: Marchantia polymorpha subsp. ruderalis
Lineage: Eukaryota; Viridiplantae; Streptophyta; Marchantiopsida; Marchantiales; Marchantiaceae
Source: the annotation of a GenBank genome assembly